This is a messenger RNA of Penicillium paradoxum, 891 nucleotides long. RefSeq names its product aldo/keto reductase. Gene Ontology annotation, molecular function: oxidoreductase activity, acting on NAD(P)H as acceptor. The coding region runs from base 1 to 891 and encodes 296 amino acids. The transcript has 3 exons. Lineage: Eukaryota; Fungi; Ascomycota; Eurotiomycetes; Eurotiales; Aspergillaceae. The record is from RefSeq and is a predicted model, not a curated record.
AUGGCAAGCACCGUUUCAUCUAUCCCAACAUUGAAUCUCAACGACGGUACCUCGGUUCCUAUCCUUGGAUAUGGCACCGGAACCGUAUGGUAUAAGCGUUCGGAGGAUAGCAGUGUGAACCUUGAGUUGGUUGAAUCCAUUAAGACCGCAACGAAGCUAGGGUAUCACCAUCUCGAUGGAGCUGAAGUCUACCGGACUGAGGAGGAACUGGGACAAGCGAUUGAAGAGAGCAGAGUGCCUCGCGAAGAACUUAUUGUGACGACUAAGGUCAUCACCAAUAUCGCCGACAUCACCCAGGCCAUUGAUACCAGUCUCGAAAAGCUUCGGCUUGAUUUUGUAGACCUAUAUCUGAUCCAUGCUCCAUAUUUUGCAAAGACGGAGGAAGAACUUCAAGCUGCCUGGGCUACUAUGGAGCAAGUUAAGGCAUCUGGGAAAGCACGGUCUAUUGGGGUGUCAAAUUUCCUACAAAAAGACUUGGAAAUCAUUCUCAAGACCGCUAAAGUUGUGCCAUCCGUCAAUCAGAUUGAGUUUCACCCUUACCUUCAACAUGGAGAUCUUGUCCCCUACCAAGAGAGCAAAGGUAUCAAAACCGUUAGUUAUGGGGGGCUCACUCCUGCCACUCGGGCGCAAGGCGGGCCAUUGGACCCGUUGCUUUCUUCCUUGGCCACCAAAUAUGCAGUCAGCCAGUCUGAGGUGCUGCUUCGCUGGAUUAUCGACCGUGGCUGUGUGGCCAUCACCACCAGUGGCAAAGAAUCCCGUUUAAGCAACUAUUUGCGCGUAUUUACAUUCAACCUGACACCUCCAGAGAUCGACGAGAUCUCCAAUAUCGGGAAGCAGAAACAUUAUCGUGCAUUUUGGCGUGAAAAGUUUGCCGAGGACGAUCGUUCCUAG